CUGUGUGAGCCAUUUAUACAAGAAUAUGAUGUUAAGCUUAGAAUAUGUGUCUAUAGGUCGGUUAUUGUUCAAAUAACAAAAAAAAAAAACACGUACUACUUUCGAGGUCAAAGAGUAUCUCCAUAGUAACGAUGUAGACCCACCGCCAUUUUGAAUACGUCCUGCCAAUCAGUUCUUGACUCUUCAAACUUUUCGUGCAAUAACUACCCUGUAUGCGUUUCGCAGAAGGCGAUGGAGACUCAAAUGGGCCCAGAAGAUGUGUCAUGGUAGCCUAAAUACUUUUGUUGUGAUUUUGACUGUUCCGUGGACUCAGCUAGCCGGCUCUUCUGACGGUUUGAGUCGGUUGCAGAAAUGGCGGGCGAUCGCGAACGUGCCAGUAGCGGCAGGAGGGGCUCGGAUAUGGUGAAAAAUCUGAUUUCUUCUGCUCAGGCGUUAGGUGCAGACACGCUGGACCUCACAAGAAGGCAACUGACAAGCAUACCUGAUGAACUCUUCCGUCUUCAAGACCUAGAGUACCUUUACUUGGAAGGAAACUACCUCUCUGAGAUCCCCGACUACUUCUUCACAUACUUACCUAACCUGAAGUGGCUGGACUUGAGAAGAAAUAGACUCAAACAUCUCCCAGCUACAGUGGGAAGCCAUAGGUGCCUUAAAACUCUGCUACUUGAGGGGAAUGAAUUGACAUCAUUGCCUUUAGAACUUGGCCAGGUAAUGACGCUGAAGGGUCUGAACCUCCGAGACAACCCCCUGCACGUGCCCCCUCCGGCAGUGAUGGAACAGGGAACUCUGGCGAUACUGCAACACUUACGGGACGCCAUAGAAGCAAGGAAGAGGGAAGAUGCUAUGGCUAAAGGAGUUCUCAUUGAACAGCUAACACUGAAUGACAGUGAUAGCAGCAAUCAGUCAGAAGAUGGGAACCAGUCAUCCGAACCUGAGCUACGAGAUCUAGAUUCUGACAAAGUUCUUCCGAGCAGAGAGUCUUCUGUGUCCAAGGCUGGACUUGCCAGACACAUGCAGAUGGGUCCCACACCGAUGCCAGCAGCACUCCAUAAGCCCGCUAGUUACAGCGAGCUGAGACAACAGCAGUAUGAUAAAUUCAGGAGAGCGGGGUUGUUGGGAGAGGCCAAGAAGGCAAGGAAAAAGAAGCGGUCAACCUCACCACUGAUGAUUGACUUGCUGGAUGCCAAGCGUGCGGAGGAGCGCCGCCUAGCAGCUCUGCGUGAACUGAAGGAGAAGCAGGCGCUUAUUGAACAGAGGAGGAAGGACCAACAGCUGUUGAGAGACUGGAGAGACAAGGGCAAACGUCUGCAGAUGAGACAGUUUCUCAGCUCUGUGAAGAAAGACCACAAGCCCCUGAAGACACCUUACGGAGUGGACCCCGCCCACAUGAAGAUAAUUGACAGGAAGGAGAGGAUGCAAGUUGACACCAAAGCCCAGCAGGAAAGAAUCAACCAGAUCUUAUCCAGGGAAGCUGCAGAAAGAGCCAAGACUGCCCGUGACAUGGAGUUGCAGAGGCGUAUCAAGGAGCAUGCUGCAAAACUUCAGGACAGACAGAAGCAGAAUUGUGAUGCCAAGGAAGACUUGGAGCAGGCCAGGAAAGAUCUGGAAAUU
This is a messenger RNA of Branchiostoma floridae (Florida lancelet), 1611 nucleotides long. RefSeq names its product leucine-rich repeat-containing protein 27-like. Gene Ontology annotation, molecular function: protein binding. Lineage: Eukaryota; Metazoa; Chordata; Leptocardii; Amphioxiformes; Branchiostomatidae. The record is from RefSeq and is a predicted model, not a curated record.